Messenger RNA from Leptosia nina, 402 nucleotides. Lineage: Eukaryota; Metazoa; Arthropoda; Insecta; Lepidoptera; Pieridae. The record is from the annotation of a GenBank genome assembly.
AUGGGUUCCACCAUCAUCGAAAUAAACCUAGUAGCGAUAUUUUUAAACUUCAUACAGUGCGCUCUUACGGAGGAUAUCCGGCCAUGUAACAUGACCAUUCUGGGGCAGUGCCCGGGCAAGAACGAGAUAUGUAAGCAGAGCAAGUGCGAAUGCGACGUAGGCUUCCUAAGAUAUUAUGAUGAGUGCAUCUCAAAAGUCACCGAUAUUUCUAGCAGAUACGACGUCACUGCUGCCAUAAUCUCUAUAUUCACUAUAGCGAUAGUCACAGUCGGUUUAGUUGUAGUCAUUAGGAAGUAUAAUCUAAUUGAAUAUGUCCGUCAGAAGAUAGAGUUACGAAGGACUCACAACAUUAUGUAUGAGGAUGUAAUGAUUGGACACGAUGAUCCCCCAUUGAGCCCCUAG